UCUACCAAACAGUCACUCAUGCUUGUCGAGUUCUUUGCGCCGUGGUGUGGCCACUGCCAGGCCCUGGCUCCUCACUACGAGGAGGCGGCCACGAAGCUCAAGAACGAGAGCAUCAAGCUGGCCAAGGUCGACUGCACAGAGGAGGAGGAUCUCUGCGCGCAGCACAAUGUCCGCGGCUACCCCACCCUCAAGGUCUUCCGCAACGGCGAGUCGACCGAGUACAAUGGGCCCCGAAAGACAGACGGAAUCAUCAGCUACAUGCAGAAGCAGGCCCUGCCUGCCAUCUCGACGAUCUCGGCCGACAACAUCACUGACUUCAAGACAAAGGACAAGGUCGUCCUUGUCGCCUACCUGGGUGCCGACGCCGACGCCAAGGCCGUGGCUGCGUUUGAAAAGGUGGCCAACAAGAACCGCGACUCGUUUGUCUUUGGCCGUGCCCUCGAUGCCGACGUGGCCUCGGCCGCUGGCGCAAAGAACGGCGACGUCGUCCUCUACCGCGCAUUCGACGAGCCCGAGGUGACGUACUCGGGCAAGGCCAGCGACGACGAGGCACUCGAGAAGUUCCUCAAGGCCGAGAGCAUCCCCCUCAUCGACGAGGUUGGCCCCGAGAACUUUAUGGCUUACGCCGAGGCUGGCGUGCCCCUUGCCUACUACUUCACCGAGCCCGACGGAGCCAGCAAGGAGGCUGACCUGGAGAAGCUCAAGCCGCUGGCCAAGGCCCACAAGGGCAAGCUCAGCUUCGUCUGGAUCGACGCCGUCAAGUUUGUCAACCACGCCAAGGGCCUCAACAUCCAGGGCGAGAAGUGGCCCGCAUUUGCCAUCCAGGACAUCCAGGCCUCGACCAAGUUCCCCCUCGAGGACCUCGGAGACGACGCGGCGGCGGCCAUUGAGAAGUUUGUCGGCGAGUACGCGGCCGGCAAGCUGGAGCCCUCGAUCAAGUCCGAGGCCGUGCCUGCGGCUCAGGAGGAGGGCGUCUACUACCUCGUCGCCGACGAGUUUGACAAGGUCGUCUUUGACGACAGCAAGGAUGUCCUCGUCGAAUUCUACGCUCCCUGGUGCGGACACUGCAAGAAGCUCGCGCCCACCUACGACACCCUCGGCGAGGCCUACCGCAAGGCGACGGACAAGAUUGUCAUUGCCAAGAUGGACGCGACGGCCAACGACGUGCCCCCCUCGGCUGGCUUCCAGGUGCAGAGCUUCCCCACGAUCAAGUUCAAGCCCGCGGGCAGCAAGACGCUCGUCGACUUUGAGGGCGACCGCACCCUCGAGUCCUUUGUCGACUUUAUCAAGGCCAAUGCCAAGAACAAGGCAGACGUCAACAUCGAUGCUGCCAACGCCAGCGAUGCAGAGGCGCCCAAGAAGGACGAGCACGAGGGCGGCGGCUUCAAGCACGAAGACCUCUAGAGGCC
This is a messenger RNA of Acaromyces ingoldii, 1409 nucleotides long. RefSeq names its product protein disulfide isomerase. Gene Ontology annotation, biological process: protein folding; response to endoplasmic reticulum stress. Lineage: Eukaryota; Fungi; Basidiomycota; Exobasidiomycetes; Exobasidiales; Cryptobasidiaceae. Gene Ontology annotation, cellular component: endoplasmic reticulum. Gene Ontology annotation, molecular function: protein disulfide isomerase activity. The transcript is spliced from 2 exons. The coding region runs from base 19 to 1404 and encodes 461 amino acids. The record is from RefSeq and is a predicted model, not a curated record.